Molecule: messenger RNA, 300 nt
Organism: Penicillium cinerascens
Lineage: Eukaryota; Fungi; Ascomycota; Eurotiomycetes; Eurotiales; Aspergillaceae
Exons: 2
Coding region: 1-300 (99 amino acids)
Source: RefSeq, a predicted model, not a curated record
AUGAGAGCUGAUGACGCCACUUUUGGGGAUCCCUACUGUAUUUUCCCGCGUGUCGAGACGCUGAAUGGCUGGUCUUCCAAGGGGGGGCAAAAUGCGGCUGGCUUUGACUCUGGGCUUGCGCACCUCAUCCUGAACAAGCUGUGGAGGAUCGACCCUUCUGUGCUUGUUCCCGAGUACGACUUCGGACCCUCUCGGUGCGCCACGCGAUCGCAAACUAAGCUAUCGGCUCUUGGGAAGUCGUCGCCUCUCUUCUCCCCUUUUGGAUUCAGGGGUGUUGUUGUGCAGCGUCCGGGGCCGUGA